AUGGAAGAAAUAAAAGACAUGUUCUUGAAUUUGCAACAAGACAUAAAAAAACAAAAAGAAGAUAUGGUAAAGAUGAAGGAAGACAUCAAAAACAUAAUAGUUAACAGCCUUACCGAGAAGUUAAGCAGCUUAGAACUUAAAAACGAGCUUUUAGAACAAAAAAUUGAAGAACAAAAUAGAAAGAUGAACAACUUAGAAAGACAGUCUAGACGCAAAAACUUGGUCAUGUUUGGUGUAGAAGAGCGCGAAAACUCAUACCACGAACUUGAAGAAAUGAUAAUCAGCAUAAUAAAUACAAAUUUUAAAGUAUCCUGCGAAACUAACAGCAUUGAAGCAGUACGUAGGUUGGGAAAAAAGGGAGAGAAGACCAGACCAGUAGUAAUAACGUUCAACACAUUAGGAUUAAAACUAAAAAUUCAGAAAGACAAAUAUUGUUUACAAAAAACCGCAUACUACAUAAAAGAAGACUAUCCAAUUGAAAUCUUAAAAAAGCGCAAAGAGUUGCAAGCCCAGUUAGAGAGGGAAAAAGAAGCAGGAAAUAGAGCAAUUAUAAGAUAUGACAAACUUAUCAUACUGAAUAAAAAACAUUCUCCCCGCAAUCAACCAAACAAGAGAUACCUUUCCGAAUCCCCGGAGACACCUAUGACUGCUAGCCAAGAAACUCAACACGUUGAAAAACAACCUUUGAAGAAAACCAAAGCGAGGAACAUGAAAAGCUACAUAACACAGACGCCCAAACUAGUAUUCGCCCAGAAAGAAGCACCUCAAAACCAAACAAAUACUUCCAAGGAUAAUGCAAAAUAGCAAUCAACACUAGAACUCCCACCCACAUAUCAUCUCCCAAUACGGCCGGUCACCGCGGGAGAGUUAGACCAAAACCCACUAAGGGAAACCACUUUAAAGAACAAUACCUUCAGCACCUUCAAUAUCUGCACCUUCAAUGUAAAAUCAUUAGCUUCCGAAUUAAAAUUUAUAGAGCUUAAGGCAGCGUUACAAGGCAUCAACCACGAUGUAAUAGGACUGUGCGAAGUCCGCCGCUUUGGUGAAAAGAUAAUCGAAGAUGACAAAUACAUUAU
Bombyx mandarina (wild silkworm) is the source of this 1076-nucleotide messenger RNA. RefSeq lists its product as uncharacterized. The record is from RefSeq and is a predicted model, not a curated record. Lineage: Eukaryota; Metazoa; Arthropoda; Insecta; Lepidoptera; Bombycidae.